ACUCACACCCUGUUUUACAAGUCAGUCAGGCCGGAGCAUGCUGGAGAGAUCAGAUUCACUGCAGAGCGUGUCUCAUCCUAUGCAACACUCACAGUAAAAGAGCUCCCAGUCCAAAUAGUGCGUCCUCUGAGGGUCAAGAUAGCCAUGUAUCACCACCGGGGUCUGUUGGAGUGCCAGGUGUCACGACCCAAUGCUCAGGUCAGGUGGUUCAAGAACAGGAAAGAGCUCCUGCCCAGUAAGAAGUACCAUCUAAUCAGCCAGGAUAUCUACAGGCAGCUGAUCAUUGAUGACAUCUGCUCCUCAGAUGAGGACAUCUACAUCUGUGAUGCAGGAGAUGACAAAACCUCUUGUCAGCUUCUGGUGGAGGAGCAAGCCAUCACCAUAGUGCAGGGAAUGAACUCAGUGGAGGUGCAGGAGCCAGAGCCAGCACUGUUCCAGGUGGAAACCAGUUUGAAGUCAGUGAGGCCUCCAAAGUGGACCCUGAACGGUGAGGUGUUGGAGCCAUGUGCAGCAGUGAACAUUGACAGGGAGGGCACCCUCCACAGCCUCUGUCUGACAUCCACAGACACCUCCAUGUCCGGCCCUGUGAUCUUUGUAGCUGGAAAGAGUCGUUCCACUGCUUUGCUUACUGUGAAAGAGCGACCUCUUCAGAUUGUCCACCACUUAGAAGAUGUGGUUGCAAAGGAGAAUAGCUCUGUGACUCUGAGCUGUGAGUUUGCCCCUUCUCCCAGGGUGGUGCGAUGGUUUAAAGGUCGUACAGCUCUGAAGACCUCAAACAAGUACAGCAUGAAGAGAGAAGGGAAACAAGCAGAACUGAUCAUUCAUGGCCUGGCCGGGAUGGAUUCGGGGCAAUAUCGCUGCAUGGCUGGGGGUUCACAGAGCACAGCACAUGUUAAAGUGGAAGUACGAGCACUUAAGUUGGUCAAACACCUUGAGCCAGUGGAAAUUGAGGAGGAUGGCAUCGCGACCUUCUCGUGUGAGCUCAACUAUGUGGUCGCCAAUGUGCAAUGGCUCCUCAACAAUGUCCGCCUCUAUUCCAACGCCAUAAACCGGAUCCAGCACAUGGGUACAAUGCACAGUAUCACAAUCAAGAAGUUGCGACCACAGGAGAGCAGGGUCACCUUCAAAACGGGUCUUCUCUCUGAGACAACCACCUUAAAGGUCAAAGAGAGUCCAGCAGUUUUUCUUAGGUCUCUGGAGGAUGCAGUAGGAGAAGAGCAAGGGGACGUCUGUCUGCAGUGUGAAAUCUCUAAAGAGACAGUGGCCCCUGUUUGGAGAAAGGAUGGUAUGGUGCUGACAGCUGAUGAUAAACAUGAGCUGCUUCAGUUCGGGAAGUCCAUGACACUGAUUAUCCAUUCACUGAGUAAGGAUGAUGCUGGACAGUACACCUGUGACCUGGGCACCAGCCAGACCAAGGCUAAAGUUACAGUACAUGACCUACACAUCACUAUUGUUCAGCGUUUGAAGACAAUCUCUGUCCUGGAGGGUGAAAACUGCACUUUUGAGUGUCUCCUGUCUCACAUUAUCGAUGAUAAGCCUUUCUGGACAAUCAAUGGUCAAGAGGUGGCCACCAAUAGCCGUAUCCAGGUUAUCAAUAAUGGCCGCAAAUAUGAACUGACCAUCAGAGAUGCUAUACUGACUGACGCUGGAGACGUGAUCUUCACAAUUAAAGAUCUCAGCUGUAGGACCAUGCUCUUUGUUAAAGAAAAGCCGGUGCACAUCUUCAGGGACCUGCUGAAUGUCAAGGCAGUGCCAGGUGAGGAUGCAGAGAUGAGCUGUGAAAUUACCAAACCACAAGCCACAAUCCGCUGGCUUAAAAAUGGCCGUCAGAUUAGGCAGAGCCUGAAGUAUGAGAUGAGUGUGGAGGAGAAUUUGGCACGGCUGGUAGUCAAGAAUGCAGCCAUCAGAGACUCUGGGGAGUACUGCUGUGAGGCUGAUGGCAUUGCCACCCGUGCCAGGCUUGAGAUCAGAGAACUCCAGCACACAUUUGCUCGGGAGUUAAGGGACACACGAGCAGAGGAAAAGGGUAAAGUGACCCUGGAAUGUGAGACCAGACAGCCAGCCAAGCGUGUGACCUGGCUAAAGGGCAUGGUGGAGCUGAGGUCCAGUAGGAAGUAUAUCAUCAGGCAGAAGGGCGUGGUGCUGUCGCUGACCAUCACCUGUCUGGAGAAAUCGGACACGGAUAUUUACACAUGUGACGUUGGCACCAUGCAGAGCCGAGCACAGCUGGAUGUGCAGGGUCCAAAGGUUCUGAUUCUGGAUGAGUUAGAAGAUGUUAUGUGUCUAGAGGGUGACACAGUCACAUUCAAGUGUCAGAUCUGUCCCAGUGACUACAUCGGGGUCAAAUGGUAUCUGGACGAGACCCUGCUGUAUACCAAUGAGCUCAAUGAGAUCCAAAUGCUCCCAGGGGGCUACCACACCCUCACAUUUAAACAGCUUGCCCGCAAAGACACUGGCACUAUUUUAUUUGCAGCCGGGAACAAACGAUCAUACGCCUCACUGUUGGUUAGAGAGAGGCGUCCCACUAUCAUUAAAGCACUGGAGGACUGUGAGGCUAUUGAAGGAGGUGGUUUGCUUCUGUCAUGUGUGACCUCCAAACCGUGCCACAUCCUGUGGUACAAAGAUGGCUGCCUGAUGUGGCACUCCUCCAGAUAUUUUGCCAGUCGUUCUGGCUGUGAGGCACGGCUGACAAUUCGGGAGGUCUGUAACAAUGAUGCCGGGGUGUAUGAGUGCAGUGCUGGAUCUGUUACGACCAGGGCUGUUGUAACUGUCAAAGCCAUCCCAGCAGAGUUCACCCAGCCUCUAAAAGCUGUGGAGGCCAAAGAAGGAGAGACUGUGACACUGACCUGUGAGUACUCUCUGCCUGGGGUCCAGUUCCACUGGCGGAGAGGUUUUGAAAGCCUCAGGCCUGGAGACAAGUAUGUGAUGAAACAAAGAAAGACAAUAAUUUCUCUAACCAUCAAAGCCCUGAAGCCUGUUGACUCUGGAGAAUAUAUCUGUCAGUGCCGAGAUCACAAAACUACAGCAAGUCUUAAAGUGCAUGCUAUCCCUAUUUCAUUCAUACAACAACUGAAGAACAUGCAAGCAGAGGAGGGCAGCAAUGUCAUAUUGCGCUGUGAGCUGUCCAAACCUGGAAUACCAGUAGAAUGGAGGAAGGGACAUGAGCUGUUGAGGAGUGGGGUCAAGUACCAGAUAAGGAAAAGGGAGACUACGUUGGAGCUUCUGAUAUGGAAGCCUGUGCCUAAGGACAGCGGUGUCUACAGCUGUGUGUGUGCUGAUCAGAUGACAUCUGCCACUGUCAAAAUCACUGCUCUCCCAGUCACCUUCAAGCAGAAGCUGCGGAAUGUGCUGAUUGAGGAGGGAAACAUUGCGAUUUUACGCUGUGAGCUGUCUAAACCUGGUCACAGUGUGCAGUGGAGAAAGAGGGGCAAUGAACUAAUUAGGAAUGGUGAGAAAUAUCAUAUGAGGCAGAGAGACAUGCUCAUUGAACUGAGGAUCUCAGAUGUGAAACCCGAGGACAGCGAUAUCUACACAUGCGUCUGUGGAAACAUAGAGACUUCUGCGAGUCUCACUGUGAAUGCUCUUCCCAUUACCUUCAAGCAAAAGUUGAAGAAUAUCCAAGCUGAGGAAGGACACAACAUCACACUGUAUUGUGAAAUUUCCAAACCUGGUGUCCCAGUGGACUGGAGGCUUGGAGGAGAUCGGCUGGAAAACGGAGAGAAGUAUCAGAUGAGGCAGAGGGACUCGGUCUUGGAGUUGACCAUCAGAGAUGCUGUCCCUGAGGACAGUGGAGUCUACAGCUGUGUGUGUAGAGAGCAGAGGACAAAGGCCACUGUUAAAGUUAUUGCGGUCCCUGCCACCUUUAAGGUGAGCCUGAAGAGUCAGGAGGCAGACGAAGGGAACAGUGUGACAUUACAGUGUGAGCUAUCAAAGCAGGGAGCCGCAGUACAGUGGCAAAGAGAGGGUCAGGUGCUGUCUGAAGGGCUGUCGCGAGGAAAGUAUCAGAUGAAGCUUGAGGGAAAGACUGCUCUGCUGACCAUUCUCAACAUCCAACCGGAAGAUGCAGGGAAGUACAGCUGCCUCACAGGAAACGAGAAAACCACAGCUGAAAUUAAAGUGAAACCACUUCCUGUGACGUUCAAACGAGAGAUCCAGCACCUGGCGGUGAAGGAAGGGGACAGUGGAGUUUUCUGCUGUGAGCUCUCCAAACCUGGAGCUCCAGUGGAGUGGAGGAAAGGCAGAGUCAUCCUGAAGCCAGGAGAGAAAUAUGAGAUGAAGCAGGAGGGACGUCUCACUAAACUGGUCAUCAACAAUGUAAAGGAGAACGAUGCUGGGAAAUACACCUGCAAGACUAAUGACAGCCAAUCAAACGCUGAGCUCACUGUUCAAGGUUUACCACCAAAUUUUAAGCUCCCACUGGUCAACCAAGAAGCGACGGAGGGCAACAGUGUGGUUCUGCACUGUGAGCUUGACAGACCUGCCUCAUUGGUAGAGUGGAGGAGAGGAGGUGAACUUCUGAGGAAUGGAGAAAAGUAUCAGAUGAGGAAGAAGGACAUGCAGGUGGAGAUGAAGAUUGCCAACCUCACUUUGGAUGAUGCUGGAGUUUACACCUGUGUAUGUGGAGAACAGAGGACAACAGCUAGGAUCACAGUAAAUGAACCACCCAUCAAAUUCCUUCAAGAGCUGAAGAAUAUUCAGGUGCAGGAGGGUGGUGGGGUGACACUCUGCUGUGAGCUAUCCAAACCUGGCACUCCAGUGCAGUGGAAGAAGGGAAAUAAAGUUUUGACCAGUGGAGAGAAAUACCAGAUGAAGCAGAGCGGCUCCCUAGUGGAGCUCCUCAUCAGAAAAAGCCAGCCUGAGGACAGUGGCACAUAUAGCUGCGUUUGUGAAGACAUAAAAACCACUGCCACCAUCAUCAUCACUGCGAUCCCAGUGACUUUCAAGCAGAAGUUGAAAAACCAGGAAGCUGUGGAGGAGGGCAGUGUGACACUGCGGUGUGAAGUUUCUAAGCCAGGAGUCCCAGUGGAGUGGAGGAAAGAUGCUCAGACUCUGAAGGAGGGAGAAAAAUAUCAGAUGAAGCAAGAGGGCAGGGUAGCUGAGAUGCUGAUUAGAAAUGCAACUCUUACUGAUGCUGGGGAGUACUGCUGUUCUGCUGGUACUGUGGUGACUUCAGCUGAUGUCAGAAUAAGAGCACUCCCUGUAACAUUUAAGCAAGAGGUGGAGAAUUUGGAGGUGAAAGAAGGGGACAGUGGAGUUUUCUGCUGUGAGCUCUCCAAACCUGGAGCAGCAGUGGACUGGAGGAAAGGUAGAGUCAUCCUGAAACCUGGUUACAAAUACGAGAUGAAACAGGUGGGAUGUCUCACAAAACUCACCAUCAACAACAUAGAGGAGAGUGAUGCUGGGAAAUACACAUGCAAGACUCAAGACAGCCAAUCAACUGCUGAGCUCACCGUCAAGGCUCCUCCCAUCACAUUCAAGACAAAGUUAAGGAACCAGCAGGUGGAGGAAGAGAACAACUUGACACUGAGCUGCGAGCUAUCUAAGCCUGGUCUUGCUGUUGAAUGGAGAAAAGGAGAAGAGCUGCUGAAGAAUAACUUCAAAUACCACAUUAAAGAUCGAAACAGUAUCAUGGACCUGACCAUCAAAAACACACAACUGGAGGACAGCGGGCUUUACAGCUGUAACUACGGUGAUGUGAAGACAACAGCCAACAUCACCAUUACACCUAUUCCACUCACCUUUAACAUGGGCCUGAAGAACCAGGAGGCUGCUGAAGGAGGCAAUGUGUCUCUUUGCUGUGAGCUGUCUAGGGCCGGGGUGCCUGUACAGUGGUGGAAGGGGGAGGACCAGCUCUGUCAUGGAGGACGAUAUCAGAUGACACAAAAAGGGAAGAUUGCUGAGAUGCGCAUUAAAAACAUCCAGCCAGAGGACGUUGGGGAGUACAGCUGUGUCUUUGGAGAGCAGAAGACAACGGCUGAAGUGAACGUGAGAGCGGCAGCAUCUGUGUAUUUUGAGAAGAACCUGGAGAACAAAGUGGUGAUGGAGGGGAAACCUGUGCUGCUCUCUUGUGAAAUUUCCAGUGCUAAUGUCCCAGUUACGUGGAAGAAGGACAACACUGUGAUAGAAGAGGGAGGCCGAUGCAUUUUAAAGAAAAAAGGCCCUACACACUCUCUGGAGAUCAAGAAAUUGCAUCUGGAGGAUGCUGGGGAGUACAGCUGUAUCAGCAGAGGCAAGAGGACCACUGCCAAGCUGAUCGUGAGGGAGUGCGUGAGGAUUGUUAAAGAGCUGCAAGACAUAAUGGUCACAGCGGGAGAAGAUGCAGUGUUUGUGUGUGAGCUGAGCCAUGCAGAUGUGAGCGAGGGCGUCUGGUGGCUGGGUUUCAGCCCUCUACAGAAAAACGAGAUGAACCAGAUGACUUGCCAGGGUCGCCAGCACCAACUGGUCCUCACCAUGACAACACCUGAAGAGACAGGCACUGUGGCAUUUGUCAUUGGGGAGGAGAGGACCUCUGCACAUCUGCUAGUUGUUCCUAAGCCCAAAGUUUUAAUUGAGGAGAAGCCUGAAGAUGUUGUGAUCAUGGAAGGAGAGACAGCCACCUUUUUCUGCACAAUCUCUGACUUUACCUCUCCGGUUACCUGGCGACGCAACCAUAUUCCCCUUCAAAAUGGUGAUAAAUAUGAGUUUCGUAAGGAGGGAAAAGUCAACUUACUGCUUAUCCAUGAUGUGGAGCCCCUGGAUACCGGUGUAUACACCUGUGAUACAGGAGAUAUGCAGGGCAAUGCCAAACUUACUGUAACAGAACUUCCUCCAUUCUUCCAAGAGGAGUUGCAGGGUGUUGAAGUAGAGGAGGGAGGUUCAGCCUCUCUGUACUGUGAGCUGUCGAAACUUGGAGUGCCAAUUCAGUGGAAGAAGAAUAGAAUGGCACUAAGAGCCAGCAGAAAGUAUGAGAUGAGGCAGAAUGGCUGCUUCCUCCAGCUCCACAUCAACAACCUCAAACUUGAGGACAGUGGCAGCUACUCAUGUCAAGCAGGCAGCGCAGAGACCACUGCAACUCUGACUGUACAAGAGCUCCCUCCAUUCUUUAAGAAAGAAUUAAGAAAUGUGGAGGCUGAGGAGGGAAGUGUAGUCUCCUUGUGCUGUGAGCUGUCCAAACCUGAAGUGUCAGUGCAGUGGAAGAAGAACAGACUACCUGUUAGAGCCAGCAGGAAGUAUGAGAUGAAACGAGAUGGAUAUCUCCACCAACUCCACAUUAAGGAGCUCGAACCUGAAGACAGUGGCAGCUACACAUGUCAAGCAGGAAGUGCAGAAACCACUGCAAAUGUUUCAGUGAAAGAGCUCAAACCAUUUUUUAAAGAAGAACUGCAGAAUGUGAAAGCGGAGGAGGGAGGCGAGGCCUCUCUCUGCUGUGAGCUGUCUAAGCCUGGGGUGUCAGUGCAAUGGAAGAAGAACAAGCUGCCACUGAAGGCCAGCAGAAAGUAUGAAAUGAAAGAAGAUGGCUGCCUCCUCCAGCUCCACAUCAUGGAGCUUACACCUGAGGACAGUGGCAGCUACACAUGUUGCACAGGAAGUGUGGAGACUACUGCAAUUGUGACAGUGAAAGAGCUCCCACUCUUUUUCAAAGAUGAAUUGCAGAAUGUGGAGGCGGAGGAGGGAGGUACAGCCUCCCUAUCCUGUGAAGUGUCAAAGGCUGGACUGUCAGUGCAAUGGAAGAAGAACAGGCUUCUAUUAAGAGCCAGCAGGAAGUAUGAGAUGAAGCAGGAUGGCUGCCUCCUCCAGCUCCACAUCAAGGAUCUCAAAUUUGAGGACAGUGGAACCUACACAUGUCAGGCAGGAAGUGCAGAGACCACAGCAACUGUGGCAGUGAAAGAGCUCCCACCGUUCUUCAACAAAGAUUUACAAAGUGUGGAGGCUGAGGAGGGAGGUGAAGCCUCCCUCUGCUGUGAACUGUCUAGGUCUGGGGUGUCAGUGCAGUGGAAGAAGAACAAGCUGCCACUGAAAGGCAGUAGAAAGUAUGAGAUGAAACAAGAUGGCUGCCUCCUCCAGCUUUACAUCAAGGAUCUCAAACCUGAGGACAGUGGAAUCUACACAUGUCAGGCAGGAAGUGCAGAGACCAGAGCAACCAUUUCAGUAAAAGAGCUUCCACUAUACUUCAAGCAAAACUUAGAAACUGUGGAGGCUGAGGAGGGAAGUACAGCUUCUCUGUACUGUGAGGUAUCUAAACCUUGCAUGUCAGUGCAAUGGAAGAAGAACAAGCUGCCACUGAAAGUCAGUAGAAAGUAUGAGAUGAAACAAGAUGGCUGCCUCCUCCAGCUCCACAUCAAGGAUCUCAAACCUGAGGACAGUGGCAGCUACACAUGUCAUGCUGGAAGUGCAGAGACCAGAGCAACCAUUUCAGUAAAAGAGUUUCCACUGUACUUCAAGCAAGACUUAGAAACUGUGGAGGCUGAGGAGGGAAGUACAGCUUCUCUGUACUGUGAGGUAUCUAAACCUUGCAUGUCAGUGCAAUGGAAGAAGAACAGUCUUCCAUUAAGAGCCAGCAGGAAGUAUGAGAUGAAGCAGGAUGGCUGCCUCCUCCAGCUCCACAUCAAGGAUCUCAAACCUGAGGACAGUGGCAGCUACACAUGUCAGGCAGGAAGUGCAGAGACCACAGCAACUGUGGCAGUGAAAGAGCACCCUCCAUUCUUCACCAAAGAAUUACAAAGUGUGGAGGCUGAGGAGGGAGGUGAAGCCUCCCUCUGCUGUGAACUGUCUAUACGAGGGAUUCCAGGGCAUUGGAAGAAGAACAGUCUUCCAUUAAGAGCCAGCAGGAAGUAUGAGAUGAAGCAGGAUGGCUGCCUCCUCCAGCUCCACAUCAAGGCGCUCACACCUGAGGACAGUGGCACCUACACAUGUCAGGCAGGAAGUGCAGAGACCACAGCAACUGUGGCAGUGAAAGAGCUCCCACCGUUCUUCAACAAAGAUUUACAAAGUGUGGAGGCUGAGGAGGGAGGUGAAGCCUCCCUCUGCUGUGAACUGUCUAGGUCUGGGGUGUCAGUGCAGUGGAAGAAGAACAAGCUGCCACUGAAAGUCAGUAGAAAGUAUGAGAUGAAACAAGAUGGCUGCCUCCUCCAGCUCCACAUCAAGGAUCUCAAACCUGAGGACAGUGGCAGCUACACAUGUCAUGCUGGAAGUGCAGAGACCAGAGCAACCAUUUCAGUAAAAGUGCCACAAAGGUCUGGGGUGUCAGUGCAGUGGAAGAAGAACAAGCUGCCACUGAAAGUCAGUAGAAAGUAUGAGAUGAAACAAGAUGGCUGCCUCCUCCAGCUCCACAUCAAGGAUCUCAAACCUGAGGACAGUGGCAGCUACACAUGUCAUGCUGGAAGUGCAGAGACCAGAGCAACCAUUUCAGUAAAAGAGUUUCCACUGUACUUCAAGCAAGACUUAGAAACUGUGGAGGCUGAGGAGGGAAGUACAGCUUCUCUGUACUGUGAGGUAUCUAAACCUUGCAUGUCAGUGCAAUGGAAGAAGAACAGUCUUCUAUUAAGAGCCAGCAGGAAGUAUGAGAUGAAGCAGGAUGGCUGCCUCCUCCAGCUCCACAUCAAGGAUCUCAAACCUGAGGACAGUGGCAGCUACACAUGUCAGGCAGGAAGUGCAGAGACCAGUGCCACUGUGGCAGUGAAUGCUCUACAUCCCACUCCAACAAAAGCAGAUUUUAACACAAUACUACCUCGGCCAAAGGGCACUGUUUCCAAACCACUGCCUACUCAGGAUAAUGAGAAGCCUUGCCUCGCAGAGGCCAUACCUGUUCCACCAGAGCCUAAAAAGAGGACUAAUAGGAAGGCAUCUAUUACAAAUUUAGAAAAAGAUGUGGAACCUUUGUUUGAUCUUAAACAGUCUAUGCCAAGGGUAUAUAAUGAAGCUCAAAUGACUAAUGAGAAAGACUCUGAUGUGCAGAAUGUAACACAAGACAGUGAUGUGUACAAGAAAGCUGAUAAGCCAGUGAGAUUGCUGGAGCAUAAUGGCAUUGAUAGGAAGGGUGACGAACCAUGUAGACCUUUGGAAACAGAAAGUGAAGUUUUCCUGGAGAAGACACAACCAGGAAGGAAUUUGGAGAAAUUGGCUAAAGUUGACCUUAAAGUAAGUCAGUCUGAGAGGAUUCUGGGUGACACUAUGGUUGAUCAAAAGAAACAGCCUUUAAUAUGUUCAGAAAUGAAAACUGAAGUUCAACAGAGCUCCAAACAAAUAAGUAAGCCUUCAGAGAAAGCAGGUGAAGUUGAUAAGAAGAUGAUACCUCCAGGGAUAAUCCCACGGAAAAACAUUGGGGAUGAAAAACAGCCUCUGAAACCACCAGAAAGGUUAACUGGAAAAGAAACAAUUACAGAACUAGAUAUAAAAUUCAUAGUGAAGGAAGCUGGAGCAGAAGAACCUUUAAAACCGCCAGCAAGAUUAAAAGGAAAGGCAAUAGAGGGAAAAGAACCACUUAUAUAUUUUCCAAAGGAAACUGAGGAGCUCAUAUCCCAGGUAAAGGAUUUGGAAAAUUAUUCAAAAGAACACCAUGAACAUAGUGAACAUGUAAAACAACAAGAAUCCAGAGAGGCAAAGAUAGAGAAAAUGGCACUAGAACAAGUGCCUUCUCUAAAUGACCUGGACAAACAAACAGAAGAACAACCAGAAAAGCAUUCAGAAAAAGAAGCUGGUCCUCCAAAACCACCUAUGAGGGCAAAAAGUAAACUAAAGGGAGGUCUCCAAAAGCAAUCAUCAAGGGACACUGGGACAGAUCAAGAUGAUCUAGAGCUGAGGGGUAUGGUCAAAGCAGUGACUGAUCAGCCAGUGAAAUUGUCAGUAAAGCCUGUGGAAAAGGAGGUUGAAGCAAAACCAGAUUUAGAGAGGAAACCAUCAGUAACAACAGACACUGAAAUAGCUGAGAAAGUAAGGUGGUCUGGGAAUGUUGCAGAUGAAGACGCCAAACAACCAAUCAAGGAGCCAGUAAAACCCAUGAGAAAAGAAAAUGAAGCUGACAUGAAAGUGGCAGUUGAACCAUUGAGGAAGGAGGAACAAAAACAACAGACAGCAACCAUGUCAGAAGACAUUCUCCUUCUCUAUAUUUCUGAAGAUGAAACCUUCUCAGAGGCUUUAACUGAGAUACCAGUGAGUGACAACAAUGUCCAGCCUGUUGACUCCUUUAUUCAGGGGUCAACCCAGCCCUCUGCCCUUCCCCCACUCCAGAAAACGCAACCAUUCAAGGAUGCUCCUCCAGAGAUUGACAUCAGUACUGAGGAUGAACCACAAAUGCAAGAGGCUGCAGUCAAGAUCCAGGCAGCCUUCAAAGGCUACAAAACACGCAAAGACAUGCGACCAGUCUUUAAAGAGGUGUUUAAGAACCAGAGUGCGGAUCUUCAUGGUACAAUCACUCUGGUGUGUACUGUAGAAGGAAAACCCAGCACAGUGCGCUGGCUGAAAGAUGGCCAAGAAAUUACCAAUGGCAUGCGAUGCUGUACUGAGACCACUGAGAAUGGUAUAUGCACACUGGUGAUCAAAAACCUGACCACCAAUGACAGUGGAAUUUAUACCUGUGAAGUGGUGAAUAAGUUUGGUGUGUCCUCGUACAACGGAAAUAUAACAGUAGUACAGCCUCAGCAGCCUUCUCCAAUAGUCCAGAAGCCUGUACACCCACCCCUUGCAGCCAUAACUCCUCUGCAGCUUGCACCACCAAAGCCUGAGGCCCAGGCCAAAUCACAGCCUCAGAAUGUGUCUCAGACUCAAGCUCAGUUACCCAAUUCAGCUACAGAUGCUGCAAGCUAUGUAGAAAGUGUGAGCAUUUCUCUAUGGGAGGCCUACAACUUGACGGAGCGGGAUACACCAGGGAACCUACAUGAGAGGAGAGGAUCAUCAGUCAUUGCUACCAGCUCCAUGUCAAGUCCCUCAGAAUAUGACACAGCUCCUGAUAUAAUGGAUUAUGUUGAUACUGGCCCACCUGUGCCAAGGGAAGUGCCAAAACCAACAGACCAAAUACCUCCAAAGGACGAAACUGAAGAGAUAGUUGUGCCACAACCUCCUAAGAAACUAAUGAAGGUCAAAGGGGCUCAUGAAAACAGAAUGAGGACACCAUCUCCAAAGCACCAUCAUGCCCACACACCCGUAGCUAGUACUGUCUCUGCAUCAGAGUCUGAAGGGGAAGAGGAAAGGCAAGAGACAUUUGAAAUGUACGUGGCUCGAGCUGACUGCAAUCCCAACAGUGGACAUAAGGAUAGUUUUAUUCUGAAGGAGGGCCAGUUUGUAGAGGUCCUGGAUUCUGUUCAUCCUGACAAAUGGCUGGUGAGGACCAAACCCACCAAAACCAAUCCAGCUCGACAGGGAUGGGUGUGUCCUGCCUACCUGGAGAAAAAGAGAAAGGAGACAUUCCCACAGUUCAGAGCACCUCAAGAGGAUCUUGAUGGAGUUGGGCCUAUAGAAGAGUACAGGAGAGCUUUUAGCCAACUGGUCCAAGGCUUGAUUGAUGGAGAAGAGGAGUUUGUAAGGGAGAUGAAGAUGUUCAUCUCUUACCAGCUAAACUAUUUGGACUCUAGUUGCCAUGUCCCUGUUAACAUCCUCACCCAGAAAGAGAUCAUUUUCAGGAAUAUCAAGGAUAUUCUAUUUCUGCAUGAGAGGUCUAUCCUUCCUGGUCUGAGAGACUGUGCCACAGACGAUGAUGUGGCCAUGCAUCUGCUCAAACACGCUGAAGACUUUGAGAAGUAUCUUCACUACAUGGUGGGACAAGCACAAGCAGAAGCCUGUAUCACUGACAAGGCUACUCAACAGUAUUUUAAAGAAUUAACAGAAUCUGGUAAGCCUGAUGCUCUAGAUAUGGAUGUGGUUACUUUCCUCCAGCGACCGGUAGAGAGGAUUCAAACCUACCAGGCUUUACUGAAGGAGUUAAUCAAGAAUAAAGCCAAAAGUGGUCAGAGCUGUUGUCUGUUAGAGGAUGCCUUCUCCAUGGUGUCCUGUCUACCUUGGAGAUCUGGCAACCUGGACCAGGUGUCCCACAUUGAGAACUACCCAGCUCCUCUGUCCGCCCUGGGUGAGCCUGUGAGACAGGGAUGUUUCACCGUUUGGGAGGAAUCUCCAGAAACUAAGGCAGCCUCUAGAGGGCAUCAGAGACAGGUCUUUCUCUUCAAGGAAUGUGUUGUACUGUGUAAACUGAAAAGAGACACCAGCAUGAACAGUGAUACCUUCACCUUCAAGAACAAAAUGAAGCUGAAUGAUGUGGAAAUAAAGGAGACUGUGGGCGUAGAUGAAAAGUCUUGGGGAUUGUGGCAUGAGCACAGGGGCUCCAUGCGGAGGUACACACUGCAGGGCCGCUCCACCUUGGUUAAACUCUCCUGGCUCAAGGACCUAAAGGAGCUACAGCAGCGCUCCAGCCUGCCAACUAACCGGCCACCAGUAUUUGAGUCAUUGCUGUCUGACCUCACAGCAAAGAUAGGACAAACAGUCAAACUGACCUGCAAGGUCACAGGGUCACCAAAACCAGCCAUCAGCUGGCUCAAAGAUGGCCUUCCUUUAGAGGAUGACCCCCGUCACAUCAUCACAGCAGACCGGUCCGGCACCUGUAACCUUAUCCUGGACAGCCUCACUGCGGAGGAUUCUGGACAGUAUACAUGCUACGCGACCAGCUCGAUGGGUAGUGCUGGUACUCUGGCAAAGGUUGUGGUGCAGGCUCCACCCAGAUUUAUGAGUCGGCUGGAGAGUGCCUAUCUGGUAGAAGGAGAGGAUAUCCAGUUUACCUGCUCCACGCCCACUACUCCUUUACCACGGAUUAGGUGGCUGAAAGACGGAAGAGAGUUGGCUGAUCAUCAGAAAUAUUCCAUUGUGAAUGAUGCACGAAGUGGAAUUUUGUGUCUGACGGUCAUAAGUGCAACAGAUGCAGAUAUUGGACAGUAUGAAUGUGAGCUUUGGAAUGAGUUUGGCUGCGUCAAGUGCAAGGCAGGAUUGUGCCCCGCCUAUGUACCACCUGUUUACACGGAGAAUGACCAGCCACAGGACUUACCUCCUAAAGGUAUGACUGGCAGAGUGCCUGAAGGUAAAUAUCCUCCACACAAGAUGGGAACCUAUCACUGGGUUUUCAUGUGGAUCCACACCUUCAUUAGUUCAGCUGUGGUUGAGAAGGGAAAGUCAAGGUUAAGUGAAAAUUCCUUUAAAUAUAUUAAAAAACCUCUAUAUACUUCUAAUACUGACACAAAUACAUACCCUAGAAUUCUAUCAAACAGUGUUUUGGCUUUUGUAGAUGCUGACUCAGAGGGCUGGUCCACUGCCUUUGUGAAGAAAUGGUUACAGACUGAUUUUACUCCCACCUCUGUUGCCAAGAUGCUUUUCCCUCCUGAACACCCUGAACAAGCUGAGUGCAGUGCUGAAGAGGCUGUUCCUGCCUCUACAUUCAUGGAUCUGACAGUACAGCAGCCUCGGCUUUAUGCAGAAGAAGAGGAGGAGGAGCUUUAUAUCUCAGAGCCAAUGCAAGAAAUUACAGAUGCUCCUCCCUCCAUCCAGGUACCUACUGAGGACCUGUGUGCAGAGCCCGGCCAGCCAGCUACAUUUACAGCAAUCAUCACAGGAAGACCUACUCCUAAGAUAAAGUGGUACAAGGAUGGAGAGAAUCUUAUAUCCAAUGAGAAUGUGGAGAUAGUGCAGCAUGGUGCCCGCUGCUCAGUGACCAUAGUGUGCCCUGAGGGUGAAGACAGCGGCAUAUACACCUGCUUUGCCUACAAUGACUCUGGCCAUGCCUCAUGCCAGGCUCAGCUUGCAGUCGAGGAAGGUCCACUGGAGGGUCAGGAGAGAGAGGUGGAGCUGGGGAAGAGAAGGAAGUUAUUCUCUGUCUAUGAUGUUCAUGAGGAAAUUGGAAGGGGAACCUUUGGGGUAGUGAAGCGUGUAGUCCACAGAAGAACAGGUGAAAUCUUUGCUGCCAAGUUCUUGCCCUUGCGGAGCAGUACUCGGACCAGGGCCUUCCAGGAAAGAGACUUGCUCUCGCGUUUGGCUCAUCCCAGAGUGGCAUGUCUGCUGGACUUCUUUUGCACCAGACACACACUGGUGCUAAUCACAGAACUUUGCUGUUCUCAUGGACUUGUAGACCAUUUAUUACUGAGAGGAUCAGUCUCAGAGAGAGAGGUUCAAUCAUAUAUUCAACAAAUUCUUGAAGGAGUUGGUCACAUUCACAGCAUGAACAUCUUGCAUCUGGACAUUAAACCUGAUAAUAUCCUAAUGGUAUAUCCACCAAGAGAUGAGAUCAAGAUCUGUGAUUUUGGCUUCUGCCAAGAAAUAGACACAUCCAGACACCAGUAUAGUAUGUUUGGCACACCGGAGUUUGUUGCACCCGAGAUUGUUCACCAAGAACCAGUUACGGUGGCCACAGAUAUUUGGGCUGUGGGUGUUGUAGCCUAUCUGUGUCUGGUGUGUCGAUGCCCUUUUGUGAGUGAGACGGACCGUGCAACUCUGCUGAGAGUUGGGGAGGGGACCCUGAACUGGGAUGCUCCUGAUGUCAUGUGCAGGAGUCCUGAGGCCCAGGGCUUUCUUCACAUGGUCCUUCAGCCAGAUCCAGAGAAACGGCCAUCUGCCUUUGAGUGCCUGAGCCAUGAAUGGUUCCAGGAUGAGCAUGCAGGAGAAGACACUGAUGAAAUCAGCACAAAGAGUUUGAAAGUCUUCAUCUCAAAAAGGAAAUGGCAGAAGUCUUUGACUUGCAUCGGAUCAGUUCUCACAUUGAGGCCCAUCCCUGAGCUGCUGGACGCUCCUCUCAGAGAGACUUCAGUGACGGUGCUGCGUGAACCCCAAGAGCACAGCAGCACCUCUCUGAGCAGUGGCUCCUCAUCUGAGUAUGAAGAGACAGACUCUUGGGACUUUUUCCAUCACUGCAGCCCAACAGAGGAGGAAGAGGAAACAGAGGAGGACUAUGACCCUGUAAUGGAGAGAACACAGAUCCCUGAGCCUUUUACCAAACUCCAUCUAGAGGCAGAGGAGGAAGAGGAAGUCACAUUAGGGGAACAGGAGGAUGGGGAGAUGGUAAAAAGCAAGAAUGCAUUAGAGCGAAGUAUCAGCAGGCACUCAGUUGCAUCAUCAGAUGUGUCCUGCCAACAGACACCACAGUUGGAGCGUAGGUUCAGCAAGGACAGCAGUUCGUCUUUCCACCUGUCCGAAGGGGAAGAAGGUUCAGGGAGUGAUGGAAGUCGUAUCCCUCGGGGGAGCGUCAUCCGAAGCACUUUCUACAGCACCUCUCAUCAGCUUUCACCAAUGUCUGCCAGACAAAUGUCAUUACGGGAUAAAUUCCAGGCCAAAAAGCAGGAGAGGGGCCGCAAACCACUCAGGAGGAGCCGCUCAGGACGUCUCAACGAGCCUCUCAUUGAAUAUGUGGAGGAUGAGACUGAAACCAGUCGUGGCCAGAGACGGGGAUCUAUCCAGCCCACAAUGCAGAAGUCCUGCUCAUUUGAUGGUGGAGUUGACCAUGUCUUUGCCAAUGUCCCAACUCACAGGAGGAGCAGGUCCCUUGAUGAGUAUUCUCGUCGAUCUCCCAGCUCACCCAGCCGCACAACACCAGGUGAAGAAGAAGAAGGCUCUCAAAGUCUGAAGGAAGAUUUUACAGAUGAUGAAGUGGCAGGUGGAAACUUUCUGGCCAUCCCAAGUCCACAGCGACCACCAAGAAGAAGAGGCUCUGAUGCUCCAAUACAAGAGACUCACACACUGGGUGGAACAUCUGCUCCCUCCAGCUGCCUUGCAGGAGAUCGAAUGAGAACCAGGCUGGAUCAGGAGCAGACAGAGGGAGAUACUUUUGCUGGCUCCCAGGGGUCUCUGGCUGAGUCUUCUAUUUUGGAGCACGGCGGCUCUGAGUCUUCAAGUAGACUAGGCUCGUAUGAGGAGCUGAGUCAUGGCCACCUCAGAGGAAGAUACAAAUCAGGAGAGAAUGAAGGGUAUGAUGACCAGGGGGAUCAUCUGAUUUCAUCAUCCUCUUGUUCAUUCCAAGAAGUUACACCCAGAACCUCAUUUCCCCAAGCACCACCACGUAACCGCACCCGCUCUAACCCCAACUUGUCUACAAACAGCAGAGGUCAGAUGAGGACCCCACCAGUUCCGAGCCCCAGUUCCAGCCUCUCCUCUCUCAAAGCUCCAGAAAGGCCUCCCAGGGUCAGAGACAAAAAGGCAGACUAUGGCCUUCAGAGGCAUGCAUCCGCUCCAGCCCUGGAAGUCCAGCCAUCCACAGGAAAGUCACCCAGACUGGGACUGCUGAAGAUUUUUCGCAGGCAAUCCUGGACGGGCCAUUCAUACUCACAGCUGCAAAACACAGGGCUAGGACCCACACUAGGAGAAAUCAUGAAGCCUGAUACACCCACCAUGUCUCUAAGGAAAAAAAUGAGAGCCUCAGCCUCCAGCCUGACCAAACUGUUUACCAGAUCUUACAGUAAGGAGGAUGUGAGUAAAGGAGGGCCAAUAGUAAAAGGAUCAGCUCCCAUGACACCUGAAAGAGAGAGUAGCUCUGGUCUUGAGAGUCCAAAAAAGAGGACCUCCAAAAUCUUGCCUUCUUUCAAAAUUCCUGCAUUCAAACGGACAAAAGAUUUGCCAGUUUGCCCCAACAAGGCUGACGUGCUCCAGUUAGAUGGAGGAGGAGUGCUGCUGGUUUGGAGACCAGUCCAGUCCGAUCACCCUGUUACCUACUGUGUGCAGUACUGUACAGAUGGUGGGGAGUGGACUGUCCUGUCAGAGGAGGUGACAGAUAGCUGCUAUGUGGUGAAGGACUUACCAAGAGGAGCAUCCUAUGUGUUCAGGGUGGGGUGCAUCACCAAGACAGGAGCAGGACCUUUCAGUGAUGCUUCAGCGCCUGUUGUUCUGGCUAGUCACCCUGAAGAGACUCACAUUCCUCUCAUCCAGACUGAGGCCCUGGGGUCAAAGGUCACUGGGUCAGAACUACAAGCAACACGCAAGAACUACAGCUUCCUCUCUGAGAUCAACAGGGGUCGUUUCAGCGUUAUAACCUUGUGUAGGGAUGUUGAGACCAGCCAAGUGUUUGCUGCCAAGAUCACGCCUUACCAGGCAGAGCAGAGACAGCUGGUGCUGAGGGAGUACCAGCUGCUGAAGAGGCUUCACCAUCCCCACCUGGUUCAGCUGCACACCGCCUACAUCACCUCAUCCUACAUGGUGUUAGUGGAGGAGCUUUGUCCCGGCAAGGAGCUGCUCUAUAGUCUGGCUGCAAGAGAUUUGUAUGCAGAGACUCAUGUCGCAGAGCUUCUGGUUCAGAUUCUGAGUGCAGUUGACUACCUUCACAGCCGUCGAGUCAUCCAUCUGGACCUGAAGUCUGACAACAUGCUGGUAGAUGACUGUAACCACCUUAAGAUAGUUGACUUUGGCUCAGCUCAGUCCUUCACUCCUGGACAGCCACUCAACGUCGAGCACAUCCAUGGCCUGUCGGAAAGCAGAGUUUAUAUUGUCCUUCCUAAAGCUCCUGAAAUCCUUGAGGGUCAGGGUGUCGGGCCUGAAACUGAUGUUUGGGCUAUUGGAGUUCUGUCAUUCAUCAUGCUGAGUGCCGACAGCCCAUUUCAUGCAGAUCACAGCUGGGAACAAGACAGAAACAUCAAGAAGGGGAAGAUCCAGUUUGGACGGUGUUACCCCGGUCUGUCAGAAGGAGCCUUAAGCUUCAUGAAGAGCAGCCUAAAUAACAAAUCUUGGGGCAGACCCACUGCAGCUGAGUGUCUUCACAACCCGUGGCUACAUGCCCAUCGUGCUCCACACAAAGUUCGACGCUCCAAAGUGUGUUUCUCCACAGACAAACUUAAAGCUUAUCUCAAGCAGAAGGAGGAGAAACGAGACCAGGUCCACACCAAGCUUCAAGGUCCCUUCUUCCAGUAAAGACGCCUUCUUCCAGCAAUGAUAAAAAAAAAAAAAGUUGGAAUUUCUUUCACCAGCAUUUUUUUCUUAGAACUAUGCAGCCUCUUUUCAGCUGAAUGUUUCCUUGUGGGGCUCCUGAUUUUUAAAAUUGUUUCAGUAUCCUCUGAAAACAUGAUGGGUCUUAAUGAGUUUUCAAAAUGUACUUAUGAAAUUCGGUCAGAUGUGAGAGUGUGAUGCAUUUUGCAUGAUUUGGUUUACAUGGAAACAGCUUCAGCCUAAGCAGCGAGUGCAGACUGAGAGAUUUGAGAAAGUGUUGUUUUACUCCUCAGUGUCAGAGAGUUUGGCCUUACAAUAAAAGAUGUUUUCUGUGCUAUUCUGCUUCAUAGAAAAAGCAGUAUUUAAUUAAGACAUCUACAUUUUCUGCAUUAAAAUUGAAAUGUCUAAAUGGUCAAUUGAUUAGAUUACAGGUUUUGUUGGAUGCUUCUAAGUUUCAUAUUAAUAACCUAUAUUGGGUGAACAAUGAAUGGAAGAUUAAUUAAAUGUCACAAAAGCAGUCAGUCAUUGUCCUCCUUUAUUCAUUUGUAUGCAGACACACAUAGAUGCUUACAUGCAAGUGUUUAAAUGUAAUAUCCAGUAUGUAGUGACUUCAUGUACAGUAAAUCGUUGAAUCAUGAGUCCAUUUUGUAAUGACAUAACACUGGUCAUCAAUAUGAAUCAUAUCUUUGAUAAGACAAUUUGUUGCUACCAUCUUUUAGAAUUUGACAGGCAAAUAAAUUAUUGUAUA
Monopterus albus (swamp eel) is the source of this 19597-nucleotide messenger RNA. It is a transcript of the gene obscna, whose product is annotated as obscurin, cytoskeletal calmodulin and titin-interacting RhoGEF a. Gene Ontology annotation, biological process: protein phosphorylation. Lineage: Eukaryota; Metazoa; Chordata; Actinopteri; Synbranchiformes; Synbranchidae. Gene Ontology annotation, molecular function: ATP binding; protein kinase activity; protein binding. The annotation marks the transcript as partial. The transcript has 78 exons. The record is from RefSeq and is a predicted model, not a curated record.